Lytechinus pictus (painted urchin) is the source of this 4498-nucleotide messenger RNA. Its product is annotated as monocarboxylate transporter 7-like. The transcript has 3 exons. Gene Ontology annotation, cellular component: membrane. Lineage: Eukaryota; Metazoa; Echinodermata; Echinoidea; Temnopleuroida; Toxopneustidae. Gene Ontology annotation, molecular function: monocarboxylic acid transmembrane transporter activity. The record is from RefSeq and is a predicted model, not a curated record. Gene Ontology annotation, biological process: transmembrane transport. The coding region runs from base 82 to 1251 and encodes 389 amino acids.
GUGAGUCGGUUCUUGACGAAACAUUUUUCGGUCCGACAGAUUAUAAUCCUAGGAGCAAUAAUUGGAACUUCAUGCUAUAUAAUGACUUCUUUUUCACAAUCAUCUUGGCAGUUUGGAGCUGCUUUGCUCUCAUCAGGUAUAGGCUACAGCAUGGUGACGUUUCCUGCACACGCACUUCCGGUUCGGUACUUCCCAGAUAAAUUCGAAUUAGUUUCUAGCAUCAUAAUGACAGCUGGUGGUCUAGGCAUGAUGUUGAUCCCCGUCAUAGCUGAACAACUUAAUCGCAUAUACGGUUGGCGACAAGCCAUGCUACUUCUUGGUGCAUUCAGCUUCCACAACAUCCCCAUCGGUGCGUUGGUGAAGGAAGAGGGAAGAGGGAAUGUCUCACAACCGCUUUUGGAGUCAACAUCGAUCAGCAAUCGAGAAAAUAAUCCUGACGAGGAAAAUCACUUGAGGGAACUAAGUAAAGCAGAAGCGGAUAUACAGUCAACGGAAUCUUCAGAUGUGAAGCCCAAUUCAAAGACGAUUGUCACCGAGAAAGAGACAGACGGUGUCAAGAGCACGUUACAAGAAUCAGUCUGGCAUUCGCUGAAAGCUCUUACAUGUUUUGACAUUGUGGAAAAGAAGCCAGAUGUUUUGAGUGUCAUAUUCGCCAUGUUUAUGCUAGGCAUGUCUUAUAGCGGUUGGGUUAUAUUUAUCGUACCAAACGGCAUCGCGAAAGGAUAUCCAUUGGAAAAUUCAAUUUUCCUUGCCACAGUCGGGGGAGCUGCCAAUGUCUUUGGACGUUUCAUCGUAGGGUUCGUAAGCAAGUGGCAGCUUUUCUCAAACAACAAGCUAUUUGUUAUGUUAUGUUUUGUGUCUUUCGUGGCAUACACGAUGAACAUCUCUGCAACUCGAUUUUGGGACUUGUGCAUUCUUGCAGUUUUAAAUGGUAGUACCUUAGGUGCUAUGACAGGUAUGAUAACAUUGCUUUCCCGGGAUACAGCACCUGACGGGGACGGGGACGUAGAGGGCGUGAUAUCUCUGCUUCUUAUGGCAGUCGGAGGAGGUCUUCCUGUCGGUGGCUUUACUGUUGGUUGGUUAUUUGACAAGUCUAAUUCGUACGACGCGUCUUUCAUUUUCCUCGGCUCGGUCAGUCUGGUCUCAGCCUUCUUUCUCAUCACCCCAAGCAUACCCGAUGCGUGCCGUUGCGUCUACCAGUCUAUCUUUUACCGAUGUCUCAACCAGAGGAGUCGAUUCCGGGGGGCGUGAGAACGAUAGAACCCUACCAUCGAUUUGCCACCCCCCAAUAAUUUUGACAACUCGAACAAAUUAAAAUGUGCAAUGUAAAUAAUAUACUCUCAACAAACAUUGAAAAGUACUAUAAAACCACUUAGAUUGUAAGUAAAAAUACUACUAAAUAUACAAUUGUGUUUUUUUUGCGCUCCGCUCGUGCAAUGCAGUAGGCCUUAAUAGUUUUUCACUUCUGCCCCCCCCCCAUCCGAAACAUGGAUGGACGAUGGACGUCCCUGAUCUCACCGUUAUGCUGAAAUGAAAGUUUUGUUGUACCGGUGUUGCUUUAAAAAUCCCGUGCUAUAGUUUAGCUUUCCUUUUCGUCUGGGUAGAUGAUUGUGUUUACUUUAUUCUGGUUGGCCAGGCCUGUUUUCUUUUAUAAAGUUUCCUUUGUUUUUAUGUCCCGUAUUCUGAGGUCAGGUUUAACUUAAUUAGACCAAGGUCUAACUCUGUUAGAAUUAUGGGGAGCCAAAAAUUCUGUUUAUAUUGUCUAUUUCUUAUGUUUACUAUUUUGUUUUCUUUUGCUUUUAUAAUGAAGAAAUAUAUUUCGAAAUACUUAAGUUAUCAUUCCCAGACAAUCUGGGCGUCAUAUGAGUUAAUAAAUCGAACGUGUACUGUUAGGGAUUUGUGCCCCAUUGGCUAUCCAUAGUUACACCACAAAUUUAAACCAGAGUUUAAAUUAAACCCGACUUCAGAAUACGGGCCUAUUUAUAAGUGCCUGCUGCUUGUUUGGGAUGGGAUGAUGAUGGUGGUGGGGGGGGGGGGCGGCGAAUGAGUUGAUGUUUUGUUUUGAAUAAACUCAUUCAUUCACCUUGACUCUGCAACUUGAUAGUAAGAUAAUCACUGUACAUUUUUUGGGUAUCAUUUUGUCAUCAUUCCCCCCCCCCCCAAAAAAAAUAAAAAUAUAUGCACUUUGUAUCAGUGUUUUGUAUGUACCGAAAGGAACGAAUCAAAUAAAUACUCCUACUGAAAAAGAAGAGGUGAUCCUCAUUACCAGGUAUCUCGGAAAGGAUGUUGGCCUGAAGCCGUUGAGCUCAAUCGUUCAGAGACAGAAAGAGCUAGAGAAAGAGGGGGGGGGGGGGGGCACGCACAAAAAACGAGUAGAGCAGCACAUAGAGAAAGAUAUGAAAACACACAACGCACAUACGCCACACUCACCCACACACCAGGUGGGUGUUUCAUAAAGCUGUUCGUAAAGUUACGCACAUUUUUACGUACGACUGGAACAUGUUCUUCAGUCAUAUAUCAAUUAUACAGGGAUACCAUUUAGCACAAGAAAGGAUCACCAGUCGUGCGUAAAGUCAUUUGUAAUUUACGAAUAGCUUUAUGAAUAGAAAGGGCAUAUUCUAUCGUUUACAGCAAUUAGUCCGGGAUCAAAAUCUCAUAGGGCCCACAAGGCCCUCACGUAGAACCAACACGAAAAUAGAGGUUUGACACCAUAGGGGGAUAGUAUGGACCCUCUAGAUUACUGCUAGGUACGUAGUAGUCUAAAAUUGUGGAAUCAGUUUUUUCUAUAAAGUCGAAUUUGAAGAGCAAUGUAAAAAAUGUAAAAAAAUCAAUAACCUUUAAGGGUAAGGUGAAAUGUAUGUUGCCAUAUCUCCGCUUGUAUAUGCCAUAGUACGUCAUUCAUGUAUCAAGAUGUUGGUGGGUGACAGCUAUAACGUAAUAGUAACAUUACAAAAUGAGAUUUAGAUAUCAAACCUUCAAAAAAGGAAUACACUCAUGGCCAAUAUCCACUUCCAUCUCAAGUAGAUAUGAAAACAUUGAUACGAUAACGUGUUUUGUGUUGUUAAACAUGAGGAGCUUUAUAUAACUACAAUAUGUGUUAUUCAUAAAAAAAUGAAGAUUUUCGCAAUAUUUCUAAACGUUUCAAAUAUGUUUUAACAACCAUAUAUGGGCUAGUUUUCACAAUCUUGUAGUGCCGUUAGUUUGAGAUCCAACGCUUUAUGAAUCAAUUAGCAUUUCUUGUUCACUGGGGAAAUCAUCUGAUCCCAACCAUAUUCCAUUUUCUUUCUUCAAACUCUUUUUUUUUUCUAAUUUCUUUACAUUUUAAAUUCUUUUAAAGGGUUCAUUGACCGAAUGGCCUCCCCCGGGGGGGGGGGCGCCAAGUCACCCCAUCCUUUCUCCGAAGUUUGUCAAUUUCUUGGAAAAUUUGUCAUUUUGAAGUCCCUAUUGAGAGAGGAAGCAUUUCUAAUAUGUAGUAAACCCUCUUUUAUUCAUCUGAAACCACUUUAAGACAAAGGAGUAACCUUUUAUAUAUCUGUUAUUAAUAAAGAGGUGCUGCAACCUUCUCUCUCAAAGUCAUUCUGCUAUUUUCAGUAUUUUGUCUAUUUAUGUAAAAAAAAUCUGCCAUUUUGAGGCCCCAUGGAGGCAAAAAUAAAAUUUCUGCAAUGUAGUAAAGCCACUUUUAUUGUAAUUAAACCACCUGGGGAGUGGGGACAAAAUAGUAGGCUUUUAUCUAUCAGCUAUAGAUAUAUGAAAGUGCUAGGGAAUUGGAGCCUACCCUUUCAGGGGGCUGCCGAAAUUUCUCGCCCCUUUUCCGUAUUUUGCCUAUUCAUGGGAAAAUCUGCCUAAACUGUCAGAAUAAUUGAUAAUUUAAACCAGGAAAACUUAAUUUUCAUAAGUUGAAAAAGAUAAUUAUGGUCAAAUCAUUUUUAUCCCCUUUUAUCUAACGAUAGCUCCCCGGGACAGUUCACUGCCUGAUAUUUUACACAGGUGGAGCAUUUUUUCUCCCUUCUCUCUCUCUCUAUCUCUCUCUUGUCUGAUCUUUUUCAUCUCUUUUCUUUAGCUCCCAUCCCCACUCUCCACCCAGGUGUUAAAUGGGUACCCGGUAGGAUGCGAAAGCCUAUGUAGUAUGCCUAGCAAUUGAGUCUUAGAACUCUUGUUGGAAUGCUCCCCAGGGAAUGGAGAAGGUGCAUACAUUGUAUGCGGGCAUGCAAGGAUCCGAUGACCGGGGUAAUAAUAUAUCUGUAAAGCGCUUAGAGAUGUCGUUCCGAUGUGUUAAGCGCUAUAUAAAUGCGGAAUAUUAUUAUUAUUAUCUGCUGCUUUCGCCUUUCAUUUAUUAAAUAUAUCUCUUCUUCAUCUUCUCUCCCCUUCUUCUCCAAGUUCUCUUAACCCUCUUUAUCUAGGCAGGAUAUGAGUGGUGAGGUGCAUUUAAUUUUGUAGAACUGCUUUGAAAGCAAACUUUAAAUCUAUCAUGGAACAUUAAAAGUAGUUUUUCCUCCUA